Messenger RNA from Brachypodium distachyon (stiff brome), 2350 nucleotides. RefSeq lists its product as uncharacterized. Lineage: Eukaryota; Viridiplantae; Streptophyta; Magnoliopsida; Poales; Poaceae. The transcript has a single exon. The coding region runs from base 391 to 918 and encodes 175 amino acids. Gene Ontology annotation, molecular function: protein binding. The record is from RefSeq and is a predicted model, not a curated record.
UAUUACCUUACCGCCCUGCGUGAAAAAGAAAAAAAUUCGGGGCUUGACUCCUGUCGUGCUCUGCUCAACACGGCCACAAGCGCCGCCUUGACGGGACUCCCGCCGGCGGUCCGAAUCCAGCCUCCGACGCCGGUCGGUGCCUCUGCCGUCCGCCCCCACGAAGCCGCCUUCCCCUCUCCCAAUUUCAUGCGAGUCUCGUUCUUCCCCAAUUUCGUUGCUUGCGUGGAACCCUAGCUUGAUCUUUCCUCUAAAACCCUACCUUGUUCUAGCAGUAGAGGAGGGGAAUGAUACCAGAAAUGUGAGAUACGAUUUCUCCUCCCCUCCGUUUCAACAAAUCUGUUUGUGUCACCAAAAUUCCGCCCCCGCAGAGGCAGAGAUCGGCGGCUGAAAAUGGAUUUCCCAAGCUCGCCGGCGGCCGUCGUGGCCAAGGUGCUCGAUGACGACGACCUUCUCCGCGAGAUCCUCCUCCGCGUCGGCUUCCCCACCACCCUCGUCCGCGCCGCGCUCGUCUGCACGCGCUGGUACCACCACGCCGCCGACCGGGCCUUCCUCCGCCGAUUCCGCCAGCGCCACCCGCCCCGGCUUCUCGGCUUGUACGUCGGAGACGUGUUCAUUCCCCAUACACUCGAGUUUCUUCCACGCUUCGUCCCGUUGCUGACCAAGACCCAAGAGCUGGAGCUCGCCACCGUCCUCUGCCGCAUGGCAACCUUCAGCUUGGACACCAUCCACGGGAUGUCGAUUAAGGAAUGCCGGAACGGCAGCAUCUUCAUCUCCGGAUUCCGGAAUCACAAAUACGCAUAUGAAGUGCACAGCCCACUGUUCCCUGAGAGAGGCGUGGCUGUCCUCCCACCACCUCCACCACAUGCAGUGACAGAUGACGCCCAUAACCUUCUCUUGCUUCCUUCCCAGAGGAGGUGACUGUUGCUUAUCGUACAUGUGGCUGGCAAUAGAGAGCAAUGUAAUCCUAUCGGGAAGGUAUACAUGUUGCGAGAUGGUGUCUGGGUCAUGCUUACCAAAGUCAUGACACAACUCCUCCAUCCGCGAUGUUGGCCAAAAUCUCUACUCAUCAAUGAUAGGAUCUACAUGGCUGGGGGCACCUUCGACGACAUUCUUGUGUUGGAUUUGGCGAGCUCCAGUUUCUUCAGUAUUCAGCUCCCAGAAGGGGUAGAGUGGUCUUCUGCAUAUAAACAUUGGAUGGGAUUUCACCAUAGAGAUGUUGUAUUCUCAGGGGCAGAUGAUUCCAGACUUUACCACUCUUGUUUAGAUAUUAUGUUCUGCAAAUGAAAUGUGAACUGCUUUAAUCUCCUAUUGUAUGUUCUUUGCUUUGGCAUGUGCUGUAUGCUUAUGAGUGGUUAACAUUUCUUUUUUCAUCAAUACGCUGUUGUGAUCAAUCCCCUGCUCAUGGUGUGUGGUCAUUGGUCAAUGAGUGGAGAAGGAUAAUGUAGAUAUACAUAAAAAAGAAUUACAGACUUAGUGAUUAACAAUUGUAAGAAUAGGAGUUUAUCUCUUGCAUCUUUGUUUCUCCUAUGGUCAUAUAUGUUGCAUUAUAUGAACUUGGACUGCCUUUGAAUUCUUUACCAGAAACUAUCCUGUCUCAGAUCGUUAACUUGUUAUUCUCAGAAUGUUGUUGAACUUUUAUAGUUCUGUAAUGCUGAAGCAUGCCAUUUUGCACACAGAUUUCAAUUGUAGAUACUUAUAUUUCUCACUGCCACACUUGGCUUUAUGCAUCUUUUCCGAUUUGGGUAUAUUUUGAUGCUUAUUUCCCUCCUAUAUGACAGUGUAUAAUCUGAUCUAACAAUAAGUUUCCUGGGUGACGUUUUAACCUUAUCCGAGCAGUUGUUUGUUCUAUUUGACAAGUGGUUUAGGAUAUCGAGGCGUUUUAUCCGUUUUGCUGAAACAAAUAUAUUGCAUCUUUUGGCCUUUGAGUGCCACAUAAUAGUUGAUAGCCAUUGUAGUAGCCGGUUGUCUUACUAGUUCAUUUGAUAUUCUGUUCUUAGUUACUUUCAUCCUAAUCUCUUUCGUGCUUUGCUUGAAACAGAAGUGCCGCUUGAAGAACAAGGGUUGAAGGAGGAUCUUGGAUGUUGCCUUCCUUUCUGAUAGCCAAAACAUCUUAAAUUGGCAGUCUAAACUAAUAGUUUGUAUGUUUUGUACUGUAUUCGGAUAGACUGUGUUAUGUAAACUGGAACAGAUGAUUAGGAUAAGUCUACCCUUGCUGUUUGUAGUGGAUGAAGAUAUCUUAUGUUCCGCUCUAGAUCUUCCUUCCAUGCUGUCCGACUCCUUGUAUCAGACUUGUUUGCUGUUGCUUCUUCCGCUUAAAAUGACCUCUCUGAAGUCAGACCAUCCUUUGACU